GAAAAAACUAUUUUGUUAUCAAACUAAAAGUAACAUUUAACAAAAAAUUGCAUUCAAUUUUUAUAAACACCAAUAUAAACCUGACAUUUAAGUUGACAGGCGAUAUUCAAAUGUCACGUUGACGCCAGAUAAGAUCCUCUCUGACGUUCACUUCAUAAUAGUUGCCGCAUGUGCGAAUUGUACAUGUUGGAAUAAAUGCAGUAACAUAAAUUAAAAACUGCACCGCCGAUAAACCAAUUCGAAAAUGUCCGAAAUCGAGGUAACACAAGACGACAAAUCAGCCGAGAGCAUCCCGGAGGUUGAAGAAAGAAUCCUAACCUAUUGGAAGAAAAUAGAUGCGUUUAAAACGUGUUUAAAAAAUUCCAAAGGCAAACCGAAAUUCGCCUUUUACGACGGACCCCCGUUCGCCACCGGUUUGCCACAUUAUGGUCACAUAUUGGCCGGUACCAUCAAAGACAUCGUCACCAGGUAUGCGUACCAGCAGGGUUACGACGUCGAAAGGCGUUUCGGAUGGGACUGUCACGGUUUGCCUGUCGAGUUUGAAAUUGACAAAGCUUUCGAUAUCAAGGGUCCGGAUGAUGUCAUGAAAAUGGGCAUUGGCAAUUACAAUGCCGAGUGCAGGAAAAUUGUCACAAGGUACACUGAAGAAUGGAAAUAUAUUGUUACUAGGCUCGGCAGAUGGAUUGACUUCGAUAACGGAUACAAAACCCUGAAUCCAUCUUUCAUGGAGUCUGUAUGGUGGGUAUUCCAACAACUGUACAACAAAGGUCUCGUGUAUCAGGGUAACAAAGUAAUGCCCUACUCGAACGCCUGCUGCACACCCUUGUCCAACUUCGAAUCAGGCCAAAACUACAAGGACGUCGUGGAUCCUGCGGUUACCGUUGCUUUACCAAUAAUCGGAGACGCAGAAAAGGCUUCGCUUCUGGUGUGGACCACCACACCGUGGACGUUGCCCAGCAAUUUGGCCGCUUGUGUGAACGGCAACUUGGACUACGUCAGGCUGAAGCAGGUCGCCUCCGGAAAGAUUUACAUCAUCCUGGAAGCUAGGAUUGAGUCCGUGUUCCCGGCCGGAGAAUACGAAGUUUUGAGAAAGUUUAAGGGUAGCGAAUUGGUGGGUUUGAAGUACGAGCCAAUUUUCCCCUACUUCAAGCACUUGACCACCGCCUUCAGGGUGCUAGUCGAUGACUAUGUGAGCUCCGAAUCUGGUACCGGUAUUGUACAUCAAGCCCCGUACUUCGGAGAGGACGAUUACAGGGUAUGCUUGGAGCAUGGCGUCAUUACGAAGGAUCAGGAGCCGGUUUGUCCCUUGGACGCGACCGGAAAGUUCGUUGCCCCUGUCAGCGAUUUUUUGGGCCAGUACGUGAAGGAUGCUGACAAGAACAUCAUUGCUUAUCUCAAGGCCAACGGCAGACUAGUGCACCAAUCUCAAGUGAAGCACAGUUAUCCAUUUUGCUGGAGGUCCGACACUCCAUUGAUCUACAGGGCAAUACCGUCGUGGUUCGUGAGAGUCGAACACAUGAGGGACGACUUGCUGAAAGCCACGUCUGAAACGUACUGGGUACCAGACUUCGUUAAAGAGAAAAGAUUCGGCAACUGGUUGAGUGAGGCACGUGACUGGGCUGUGAGCAGGAACAGAUACUGGGGUACUCCAAUCCCAAUUUGGACCAACGGCGAAGAGUACCGCUGUAUUGGUAGUAUUGCUGAGUUGGAAGCAUUAACUGGUCAAAAGAUCACCGACUUGCACAGGGAAAGUAUUGAUCACUUGGAGAUCCCCAGUCAGGUUCCUGGUAAACCUCCACUAAAACGCAUCAGCGAAGUAUUCGACUGUUGGUUCGAGUCUGGUUCUAUGCCUUAUGCCCAACAGCAUUAUCCCUUCGAGAGGAAGAAGGAGUUUGAAGAGCUGUUCCCUGCUCAUUUCAUUGCUGAGGGUAUUGAUCAAACGAGAGGCUGGUUCUACACGUUGAUUGUCGUGUCCACUGCAUUAUUCGGCAAGGCUCCGUUCAAGAACCUUAUUGCUAAUGGUCUGAUUUUGGCUAGUGAUGGACAGAAGAUGUCCAAGAGGAAGAAGAACUAUCCUGACCCCAUGGAGGUUGUAUCCAAGUACGGUGCUGAUGCCCUUAGGUUGUAUUUAAUUAAUUCCCCAGUUGUAAGGGCUGAAAACCUCAAAUUUAUGGAAGAUGGCGUUAGAGAUAUAGUCAAAGACGUCUUCUUCCCUUGGAACAACAGCUUAAGGUUCCUGAUGCUGAACGUUAACUUGUACAACAGGGAUAACCAGACAACUUUCCGGUACAGAGAUGAGGACGUCAAAGCCACGAACGUGAUGGACCGCUGGAUUUUAUCCUUCACUCAAUCCUUGCUAGAAUUCGUACGCCAAGAAAUGGCACUGUACCACCUGUACACUGUGGUACCAAGGCUAACUAAAUUCAUCGACUUCCUGACCAACUGGUACAUUCGCAUGAACAGGAAACGUCUGGGUGGUGGUGAAGGGAAAGAGGAGUGCAAGUCUGGCCUCCUCACCCUCUUCAACGUGCUCUUCAACAUCGCUAAAAUAAUGGCACCGUUUGUGCCUUUCGUAGCCGAAAACAUGUAUUUAACCCUGAAGACAAUGACCGAAUCAGCCGAAAAGAGUAUCCACUUCCUGAUGCUGCCCACUCCAAACCAGUCCCUGAUCGACGUCGACAUUGAACGCGCCGUGUCCCGCAUGCAGAGCGUCAUUGAACUGGGUCGCGUAGUCCGAGACCGCAAGACUAUUCCCCAAAAGUACCCUCUGCCCGAAAUCAUAAUCAUCCACCAAGACCCGAACUACAUUGAUGACAUAUUGCGUCUCAAGCACUACAUCCUCUCCGAACUGAACGUGAGGAAGAUCACGACGACAACGGACCGGAAAACGUUCGGCAUCACGCUGAGGGCCGAGCCCGAUUUCAAGGCACUCGGCGCCAGACUGAAGAAGGAGCUGAAGGCCGUUACGCAAGGCAUCAAGUCGCUGACAGACGUGGAGAUUAACGAGUUCCGCACGGCUGGGUAUAGAGAAAUAGCGGGACAGCGCAUCGAUAUCUCCGAGGUGCGACUGAUCUUCAAUUCGGAAAGUCUCAACACCAACCAGUACGAAGUGAACGACGACAAGGAGGUGCUGAUUUUGUUGGAUGUGACCCCUGAUUCAUCCAUGUUGGACGAAGGCACGGCCAGAGAGAUCAUCAAUAGGGUGCAAAAGCUGAGGAAGAAGGCCGGUUUGGUGCCCACGGACGAAAUUACCGUUCACUACAAAGCUACCGGGGACUUGGAGAGGAUCUCCAAGGAAUAUCAAGGGUUCAUUGAGGGCACCAUCAAAGCUCCCUACAAACCGGUACCGCAGGAACGUGACUCGUUGCUCUUGAUCAUCGAAGAAGAGCAGAAACUGAAGGACUGUUCGCUGCGUAUUUAUUUGAAGAAGGUCUCGGAUGUAGUUGUCCCAUCUGUACAGUGGGCCAAUUUACAAUUAGUUGAUCUGCCGCCGAGAUACCCCAAAGGCGACAAAGGCAUGGUGCUGUUGAAUGUUGCCGGCUCACCAAUUAGCUUAAACAACUUUAGGAAAGGCAUAUUUACUUUGUUUGGUGCAAGUAAGUUUGACCUUUGGACCAGCAAAUGCCAGAUUAAAACUGAUUCUGAUCUUAAAAAAGUAAACGCCGAAACCAUAUUUGUUACACCAGUUAAUAGCCAAGCAAAAUUACCGGCCAGUAGUGGUUUACCUUACUGCAAAGUUUUCAACUUUAAUUGCAAAGCAGGACAAGGUUCUAUUCUUCUUGAAAACCCCAAGGGACACAAUCAAAUGACUGGCAGCACACGCGACGCACUUAUUGCGAAAUGGGGCUUGUAGUUGAAUUAUUUAUUUAUUAUUUAUGACGUAACUUAAUUUACCUACCGUUAUUUUUGUAAAUUUGAUAUGUGUCAGUAUUUCAAUCAAUAUAUGAUUUCAGGUCCAA
This is a messenger RNA of Aethina tumida (small hive beetle), 3959 nucleotides long. RefSeq names its product isoleucine--tRNA ligase, cytoplasmic (gene IleRS). The record is from RefSeq and is a predicted model, not a curated record. The transcript is spliced from 4 exons. Gene Ontology annotation, molecular function: tRNA binding; aminoacyl-tRNA deacylase activity; isoleucine-tRNA ligase activity. Gene Ontology annotation, biological process: isoleucyl-tRNA aminoacylation. The coding region runs from base 245 to 3853 and encodes 1202 amino acids. NCBI's taxonomy places the organism in Eukaryota, Metazoa, Arthropoda, Insecta, Coleoptera, Nitidulidae.